Molecule: messenger RNA, 630 nt
Organism: Anopheles coustani
Lineage: Eukaryota; Metazoa; Arthropoda; Insecta; Diptera; Culicidae
Exons: 2
Coding region: 1-630 (209 amino acids)
Source: RefSeq, a predicted model, not a curated record
AUGGUGUUUGUGUUACGAUUCCUGCGGACUCGAAUUGGCAAACUUCACGAGUUUCUUCUUCGAAACAGUAAAAGGCUUCUGAUAUCUUCGCUACUCCUAGGCCUCGCCACGGGAAUUCUUCACUGGCUAUCCAUCCGCUAUCCGGCGCUCCCGAGGCAGCUCCAGGAAAACCUUCGCACCUUUCCGGUGCAAAUCGCUUUCUGCGCGUUGUCACUCCUGUCCUUAGGAAUCAUGCUAUCGGUCAGGCUGUACAAGCGUCACCUCGCGGUCAAAGCACGCCGAGUCCGAUCCGCCAUCCGGCAACGCUACAUCGACUACAUCGUGCUCUGUUUGAUGGUGAGCGUGGCCAACUCGGGCCGUCGGCAUCUUCAGUCGCCCGACAAGGAAGGACUCACUGUGACGCAGCUGGAAUGCUACCGGCGGGAAAUCGAAGCAGCCAUCAGUCGGUUCCGGGUCCGCGCGAGAAAGCUUCUAUACGAACCGCCCGCCUCGGUGACCUCAUCGACGCCCUUCCUCGAGCGCUACUUCCGACUUGACGGCGAACACUUUGGGGAAGAGAUCCUUACCCUCAAACGAGACGCCAACUCACUGGUGAACGUACCGGCCAUCAAAGGCUUGCUGGAUUGCUAG